UCACAACUUCCAUUAUCUAAAACUUCCCUUCAAAGCAUCAUCUCCAUCCUUUUGAGUCAUUUUCACAGACAAAAGCAAGAAGAUUAUAAACAUUUCUUGAAAUUGAAAAAGCCAUGGACACCACCAAGAAGGCUAGCAAGCAAAGCAAGGUAAGCAAAUUCAUCAAGUCUCCCAUUAGGAUCUUGAUCAAGGCUAGAGACAUUUACAUCAAGAGCAUGUCCGAAUGCUCCGAUCGGCUAGGUUACGGCACAGUCAUGGGUUGCCCUACAGGCCAAGUAGUGAACACUUUGCCUAAGAGUUUUAGCGUAAACUCGACAAAAUCAAGCAGCCAUGAUGAUGAUUAUAGAGAGCUUUUAAGGGCUGCUUCUACCAGAGGUUUAAACAGUAGGGUUCAGUUGGAUGUUCUUCAACGACAGCAAUCUCGAAAAUCUCUGAACACGACAGCAGCAACCCAUAUGCCUAGGAGUCAUAGUGUCGGUAUUGGAAGAAUCGAUGAAGAAAAGGCUUGCGAGUUUGAAGAUGAUUUCAAGGUCAGAACUGAUGUGUUUCCACGAAGCAGGAGCUAUGCUGUUCAUAGAAGAAGCAGUGGAGUGUUUUAAAUCAAGAAAAAAAAUAUUAUAACAAGUGCAGGUUUCUCGAUUAUUCUUCAUCUAGUUCUACCUAAAUUCUUCCUUCUCUGCUUGUUUUCUAUAUUAAUAUUCUUCCAGCUGCUGGUUUGUGUUUAAUCUUUUAAGCAAGUUAUUGUAAAGAAUGAAUUCCAGUGCGAUUUCUUGCUUAUACAAGUUUGUGUUGUCUCCAAAAAUGUCAAACUUCUUUUUCCUGUGAAUUUUCAAUUGAUUUCUUUAUUAUUUA
Messenger RNA from Manihot esculenta (cassava), 852 nucleotides. RefSeq lists its product as uncharacterized. The coding region runs from base 114 to 599 and encodes 161 amino acids. The record is from RefSeq and is a predicted model, not a curated record. The transcript has a single exon. Lineage: Eukaryota; Viridiplantae; Streptophyta; Magnoliopsida; Malpighiales; Euphorbiaceae.